Molecule: messenger RNA, 4403 nt
Organism: Cervus elaphus (red deer)
Lineage: Eukaryota; Metazoa; Chordata; Mammalia; Artiodactyla; Cervidae
Gene: REEP1
Product: receptor accessory protein 1
Exons: 12
Coding region: 230-1468 (412 amino acids)
Biological process (GO): endoplasmic reticulum tubular network organization
Cellular component (GO): cytoplasmic microtubule; endoplasmic reticulum tubular network; endoplasmic reticulum membrane
Molecular function (GO): microtubule binding
Source: RefSeq, a predicted model, not a curated record
GGUCCCGCGGGUGCCCGAGCCGCUCGCCGCCCAAUCGCCGCGGGCCCGCGGUGCCCCGGGGGGCUGGGGCCGCCGCCGGAACGUGCCGCGGCUGCGCCGACGCGCGAGCGCCGGGCAGGGCGGCGGGCGCGUUCAGUCUGGCGGCGGCGGCCGUGCGCGGACGGACGUGCCCGGAGCGCCGCAGCCGAGCCGCCCCGCGUCGCCGAGCCGCGCCCGCCCGGCCCCCGCCAUGGUGGCAUGGAUCAUCUCCAGGCUGGUGGUGCUAAUAUUUGGCACUCUUUACCCUGCGUAUUAUUCCUACAAGGCUGUGAAGUCAAAGGACAUUAAAGAAUAUGUCAAAUGGAUGAUGUACUGGAUUAUAUUUGCACUAUUCACCACAGCAGAGACAUUCACCGACAUCUUCCUUUGUUGGUUUCCAUUCUAUUAUGAACUAAAAAUAGCAUUUGUAGCCUGGCUGCUGUCUCCCUACACAAAAGGCUCCAGCCUCCUCUACAGGAAGUUUGUACAUCCCACGCUGUCUUCAAAAGAAAAGGAAAUUGAUGAUUGCCUGGUCCAAGCGAAAGACCGAAGUUACGAUGCCCUUGUGCACUUUGGGAAGCGAGGCUUGAACGUGGCGGCCACGGCAGCGGUGAUGGCUGCUUCCAAGGUGGCUCGACUUUUUCCUUUUGUCUCCUCUUUGGACCUCAGAGAAGGGCAGGUAACCCCGUUGAGAGGUGUGACUAACUUCGAACUGAUCCAGUCGGGGAGAGAGGCCAGUAGCCACCUCUGCCUACCAGCCCAUGGUCUGGAUCCAAGCCCGGUGUCUCUCCUGCCGACACCCGUGUGUGUCCAUGCCCCUGCCUUCAUCCAGCAUGCCGAGAAGGAGCCUGCUCGGGCUUGGUGUGGAGCAUGUGUAGCUGUAGAGGCUAACUGUGUCAAUGAGGGACAAGGUGCCUUAUCGGAGCGACUCCGGAGCUUCAGCAUGCAGGAUCUCUCCACCAUCAGGGGAGACGGCACCCCUGCUCCCUCGGGCCCCCCUCCACCGGGCCCUGGGCGGGCCAGCGGCAAGCACGGCCAGCCUAAGAUGUCCAGGAGUGCUUCUGAGAGCGCUGGCAGCUCAGUGUGUACCUGCUGCUCCACCUGCAGGACCCGGAAAGUGGUUGAGGGCGAUGUGGAUGAGGGUGGUGUAAAGGCCUGGGGGCCCCACCAGGUCCAAAACCCAUUGGCGUUUUCUGAUGAGGAGGAGGAAGACCUGCUGGACUUCAUGUACAAGUUUAAAGCACCUCGAAAGACGGAGUUCCCCCUGGAGGUCUCCCCUCCUUCCCCUUCUGCUGAACGCUGCAACCUGAGAGUCCAACUGAGGCAAGUUGGGAGCCCCCCUGCCCUCAGUGCAGAGACCCUUGUGAGACUCAGGCACCGCCUAGAAUCCUUCGAUCUCGCUUCAGGAAGAAAAGUACCUCAUCCUCGGCCACUGAAACCACGUGAGUGAGAUGAGCCAACAGCACCGGAUCCACAGAAUGUUUCUUCUCUGCCUUAAAGAGCUAUUUAUUCACUAACCACAUAGAAAACCGCAAGCUGGUGUGCCCUGUGACAGCCUCGGACGUGGCCUUUCCUCUCUCCCCUCUAAGAGCCCCCCCUUUCCUUUUAUUUUGUUGGGGAGAGGAUAAGGAAAGGUAGUGUGUGGGGGGUGUGAUCUUAGGUCUUCUGAGGUUAGUCAUUUCCCACCAUUGGAUUGGCAUACAGACAGCAGUGUUUUUAGAAGAGAAUCCCCCCACCAAGCUGCUGAGAUGUACAUUUGUAACUUAUUUGUUGCAUACUUUGUUUUUAGUCCUAUAUAUGCAAACAAAGCAAUUUUUUAAAAACUUCUUUUUUUUUGGUUCUUGAUACUAAUACUUUGGACUAUGAUGUACAUAUUUGUGGCUUUUGGCUUGAUACCGUGGACUUGCAAAGGCUGCCAGAGGUUCUGAUGUAUAAGUAAACUGCAAAAACAGAAGCAUAAAAGAUUAACUCUGGAGGGUGUCUCAGAUGUGCUUACGAAGCUUCCAAACACACCUCAAGGACAUCCGUUUUUCCUGUAGGGCGAUGCUCCGUAUUCUUCAGUCAGUAUACCAGAGAAGUUUAGAAUGGAGACAUGAUAUUUCAGUACCAGAGGUGGGUAUGAAGUCAGGGGAACAUCCUAGCAUAAGGGAAAAGUCACAGGAAGCUUGUCUCCCCCAUGGGCACAGGAUUAGGAGCUUCUGAGUCCUUCCAGGGUGGGGACUUCUCAUUGCCUUAGGCAGGUUGGCUCACCUUUGGUAGAAAUGUUCGGGGAUGUAAACUCCUGGGAUUGUUGUGACAAAUCAUUGAGUGUUGAUUUCUCCUUCAUAGUACCCUGCGCUGUGACUGGCAAAAACGAACCAAUCCACCCAAACAAAACCAACCCUAGAACCACGCUUUGUUUCAGAUGUUCCGUGAAGCACAUCUGAGACAUCUGGGUAACGAUCCCAACCCUGGGUUCUAGAAGGUUGUAGAGGGUGCAUCUUCACGAAUGUGACCUGCUGCUCAGCUCCACGGGCAGCGGUGGCUCGCGCCCUCUGUUUGCUUCCUGGCUUGUGUGGAGUGUGAGCCAGAGAGAAGUGGCACGUUCACGGGCACUUGUAUUUCAUACAGGCCCACUUCUUUUAGGAAGAGAACAAAGCGCCGUCUGAGGCAACUCCCUAAUUAGACUGAGAAUUUUAUCUGAAAUGAAGAAUCUGGCUGAAGUAGCAUCUUGGUCAGAGGCAGCUGCUCCCCACUGGGAGCGCCGAGCCUAAAUGUAGGACUCGUCUACUUGUGCUUAGAAUUGAUGUUUCCUUUCAGUGUGAUGCAUGCAGUGGUCACGACCCAGUUACUUAUUAUACUUGGAUUGUGUUUGUUCAUAGAUAGGCCCUGAACACUAGAGAAUUAGUGUCACGUACCACAUAGAACCUACUGUCAGUCAGCUAUAAGCAGGCCCAGUUAGAGACAGUAGCAUGACUGAGCUACACAAACCUACAUCAGUCUUUCCUGAUGACACAUUGGCUGGAUCUUAGCCACAUCGGAAAGGGUUUUACUUGAAGUUGUUAGCAGAUUGCAAAUUUAAAUCCCUUUUCCUCAUAAUGCCUCUGAAGGUGACUUGGUAAUUUACAAAAGGAUUUAGGAAAAUAAACCUAAAAGCAAAUGUGGGGUUCAGGAGGGCAAACAGAGGCUGGCUGUUUAAUGUUUGUGCCCCAUACCCAUCAAUACCUAAAUCUGUUAGUGAAGACAGAAAACCUGUUUUCUUCAAGCUCACAGAGUAGUUUCAGACAGAGGAAAAAUAUAUGCUUUAAAAUGUAUUUACCUGUUAUUGGGAGUACCCAGAAUUAUCAGAAACAAAUGCAAAAAAAAAAAAAAAGCUUACUAAGCAGCUUUUUAGCAACUUUUUUUUUCUUUCCUGGCCAAAAUAAUAAAUGCCUUUAGCAGCAGAGAUUAAAAUCCUAUUGUAAACAAGCUAUAUUUUCACCAUUUUACAGUGGAGAGUUUUAACAAGUAUGGGCUCUCAAGUUUGCACUCAACGAUGCCAAAAACGAGUUUGAAGCACUCUACUCUCAGACAAGCUGUAUUACUUCUCAUUUAAGAUUUUAAAAAAUAGAAAGGUACCCAAACUGCUGUCUUAAUGUAACUAUUUUUCCUUCAGGUGUUGCUUAGGGAGUUGGUUUCUUUCUUAAAAACACUCACUGUACCACUGAGAGCAGCUGUCGUAUUUCUGGCAAAACGUGUUUACUUACCCAACAAGCUGUAUAUUUGUGUGGACUGACGUAAAAAUGUGAAUGCCUCCAAGUGUACACAUAGUGGUGUGGAGUUCUGUCGAGACGAUAAAGCUGAAUGUUUUUAAUUUGCUGAUUUACAGACACGGGCUGUUUACAAAAUGCUAAUGGAAAGUCUGUACCUUUCACAUAGUAAAUUUUUCUUUGCUUUUGAGCACCUGUUCUGUUUCUGAGGAGACGAGAGAGGGUGUUGUACUUACAAACUGGAGAGUUAGGCAUAAUCCCUCCUGGCUUUGUGUGAAUAGCUUGCUCACUUUGCUGGCCUCUGAAUUGUGUGUUCUCUGUAGUAAACUGUCCGUGUGUCUGUGAUAACAGUGCUUGUCAACCACGACCACCAUUGAGUACCUUCCUAGUUGUUCAUCUUGCACAGCACUGGAAAUGGUAAAGGAUGUGCUUCAUUCGUGAACGGCAGGCACCAGAAGGCUGGCGUUCUGGACGGUGACUGUGCACACUCCCCCUUAGUUUAUCUCUGUAAUCCUAUAGGACGAUCUGUAAUCAAAUAGUAUACUGGACUGUGCAUCAAAGGGAUGUAAAAUUACAGUAUUCCAAAGGUUGAAGUUCUGUUUUGUUAUAAUGCCUGAUCUAUAUCUUGAAUAAAGUCUUAACAUGUUUCUUUUAAAA